UAGGACACUAAAGAGGCCUUUCUACUGACUCUGAAAAACACCAAAAGAAAAAUGCCUAGUGUCCCUCCUCAUCUGCGAGAACGUUCCUUAGGCAUGCUUCAAGGAGGCAUGAGGACCGCAGAUGUGGCCAGGGCAAUAAAUUGCAAUGUCCGUACUGUGAGACGCCUAAGACAGCGCUACAGGGAGACAGGAUGGACAGCUGAUCGUCCUCGCAGUGGCAGACCAGGUGUAACAACAUCUGCACAGGAUCGGUACAUCCGAACAUCACACCUGCGGGACAGGUACAGGAUGGCAACAACAACUGCCCGAGUUACACCAGGAACGCACAAUCCCUCCGUCAGUGCUCAGACUGUCCGCAAUAGGAUGAGAGAUGCUGGACUGAGGGCUUGUAGGACUGUUGUAAGGCAGGUCCUCACCAGACAUCACCAGCAACAACGUCGCCUAUGGGCACAAACCCACCGUCGCUGGACCAGACAGGACUGGCAAAAAGUGCUCUUCACUGAUGAGCCUGUACUCUGGAGAGGGAUCGAUUUGGAGGUGGAGGAUCCGUCAUGGUCUGGGGCGGUGUGUCACAGCAUCAUCGGACUGAGCUUAUUGUCAUUGCAGGCAAUCUCAACGCUGUGCGUUACAGGGAAGACAUCCUCCUCCCUCAUUUGGUACCCUUCCUGCAGGCUC
This is a messenger RNA of Salvelinus sp. IW2-2015, 675 nucleotides long. RefSeq lists its product as uncharacterized. NCBI's taxonomy places the organism in Eukaryota, Metazoa, Chordata, Actinopteri, Salmoniformes, Salmonidae. Gene Ontology annotation, molecular function: DNA binding. The record is from RefSeq and is a predicted model, not a curated record. Gene Ontology annotation, biological process: DNA transposition; DNA integration.